AGGCAGAAAGAAGAGCGAGCUCUCCCUCCCACCUCUCUAGCGCGCACUGACUGCUCGCGCUCUCUCUCUCUCUCUCUCUCCUACAUUCAAACAUGGCGAAACUCUUCACCAUCAUACCACCACCAUCACCAUCACCCUCAUCCACCUCAUCACCUCCACCAUCAUUAUCUUCACCCUCAUCACCAGUAUCUCCGGUAGCGUGAUGACCCGGGAGGAUGGAGAAGUUGUCGGCGAGCCUGUCGGAGAUCACUUGGAGCCCGUUGGCGCUGCCGUUGGACGCGGUGGUCAGCAAGUUCCGUCUGCCCACUCUGGUCCGCCUGGCUCACGGUGAAUGUGUGGAGGGGCUGUCGGAGGAGGAUGUGGUGCUGUUACACUCCUGUCGUCAGUGGACCACAGUGACUGCCCACAGCUUAGAGGAGGGACACUACGUUAUUGGACCCAAGAUAGACAUCCCUCUGCAGUACCAGGGGAAGUUCAAGUUGUUGGAUGAAGACCGAGACGUCAGGGAUCCGGUCCAGUAUUUUUCCAGUGUGGAGGAAGUUGCCGGAGUCUUCCCUGACCGGGUCUUUGUCAUGGAGACGAUCACUUUUAGCGUCAAGGUGGUGUCAGGGGAGUUCAGUGAGGACAGUGAGCCCUACAGCUUCACUCUGCAGGCUGGAGAUGAGCUGUCACUCAUGGGGAAGGCGGAGCUUCUCUGUGCCACGCCCCCUAAGGAAAAGACGGGACUGAGCGCGCUCUUGAGACGCCUGGGAAAGACACCUAGAAGUAAAACUCCAUGCCUGGUCUGUAUGAACCAUCGCACCAAUCAGAGCGUCAGCCUUCCCUUUGGUUGCCGUGGACGCUUUUGCACACGCUCCCCUCUGGAGCAAGGCAUGCUGGGAGGGGAACACACUGUACGCAGCAUCAUCGAGAGGGUUCGCCUCCCCGUCAAUGUGUCCGUGCCCUCGCGACCGCCACGAAACCCUUAUGACCGCCAUGCGGUCCGAGAGGGCCACCGCUACAAGCUGCUCAACAUCGUCAGCAAGACGGUGGUGCUCUGCAUGGUACUCCGCCGACAGGAAGUCUCCCCCUCCCACUUCCUGCUGCUGCGCUGCAUGCCCCGGUUCAACGUGGCCGAGGCCUCCGUCCACACGGCGGCGCUAGAGAGCCUCCUGUUGCGGCACGCGUUCGACCCAGACGCCUACUCUCGGGCUGUUAGAGAAACCCGACCAGAGCUGGAGUGUAUGACAGAGGAGUGUGUGAGCCCGCGGCGCUCUCGCAUGUGCGUGUCGGGUCAGGACUCCUUGGCACCGGCGCUGCAGCGCCUCUCCAUGUGUGGGUACGGGGGUGGGGUUUCGGACAGCCUAUCACAGCGCUGCAGGGACUCUCUUGGAGAGCGGCUGGGAGAGGGGCCAGGUGAGGAGCGGGAGUAUGUGACUCCCGAGUGGACUGAGGCUGAAAUGAGGACCAGUGAGGAAAUCCCUUACGAGGAACUCUGGACCAAUCAGAACGCAGAGGGCUUAGGGAAGGAGCCAAACCUCAUCUCCUUUCAUUCGACUUCCUCAUUGGACGGUUCUCUUGGUACCGUGGUGACAAGAGUGUCCACCCCGCCGCCCGUACCUCCAAAAUCUGAUGCUCCGUGUUGGCUGUUGCCGCUAGUGUCAGCUCGUCCCACAUUUGCUCAGGUGAGAGAGGAGUGUCGCUACUUGAUCGCCCCUCCGGUUCCCCCUCGCUGCUCUAAGGGAGGCUCCAUUUCCAGUCCGGUCCCCAGCCCUCCCGUCCCGCCUCGCUUUCCCAAAACCUCCACCUCCCCGAGACCCAACCUCUCCUUCUACUCCUCUGGACUUCAGGACAGCUGCUCGCCCUCUCCAGAUGCCUCCCUCUACUGUUACCCGUGCUCCUGGGCUGACUGCCCGGCCCCGAACCCUGCCAGUCCUGAGCCAGUCUCUGCCGUCCCCGCAGACAACACAGCCAAUCCUCAGCCAGCACAGGCCACCUGGGCAGAGCCGUGGGUAGAUUCCUUCACCUCCUCCGGACCUCGACUGAGGCCGCCACCUCCACAGAGUCGCUUUGCUCCCUUCGGGGCGUUGAACCCCUUCAACCGCCAGUCCCCUUGCCCCUCGCCUGAGCCCGCCGCCAAUCCCUCGACGGAUUCCUCCAGAGGUGCAGAGGGCGGUGGGGCGUCCACGGGUGUCACCGAAGGGUUGUCCCCGCCCCCUGACCCCACCUGGCGGCCUCCUGCUGACCUGUCUGUGCUGGCAUUGGAGGAGGUGUCGGCCUGCCUGCGGUUCAUCGGCCUGUCGGAGGCGGCGGUGGCCGUGUUCCAGAGGGAGCGAAUCGACGGCAGCCUCCUGGUGCAGCUCACUGAGGACAUCCUGUCACAUGACUUCCACCUGAGCCGACUCCAUGUCACCAAGAUCACACAGUUCAUACAGGGCUGGAGGCCCAAGAUCUAACACACACACACACACACACACACACACACUGUCCUGAUAAUGUGCCUGUUGGCUACUGAGCCAUCCUGAAUGUGCCUUCCACUGUGACCAACCGGCUGCUGAGCCCCACUGACUGAAGCUGAGACUUUGCUGAUGGAAACCACGCCACCCUGUGGACAAACUAUAGAACUGACUCUCUGACAGAGUCUCUGACAGACUGACUGCAUAUUUCCUGUCUGAAUCACAGACUGGGACUAGUUUACUAACAAAUGGCUACAACAGAGAGCUCCAUGAUGAAAGUGCCCCGUUUCAAUUCAUCUUUCUGGCAGAUAGUCAACCACGAUACAUCUUCAUGCUUCGAGACAGCGAAAGGUUUUAAGCACUACGUGGAUUUGUGUGACCUUCAUGCUGUUGAUGCCACAUAAAAUCUGAUAUGAGGGGAAAACAUGCCUUCAUUCGACAUAAAAAAAAAUAUAGGGGGUUGAUUGAUAUGGGGAUUUACAGCCUCUAUUGUUGACCAGUAGGACAUGUAACCACGCAGAUGUAACACUGAACCUGUUCCCUACCUGAGCGUCCUGCACAGCCUUCUUCAUCCGUUCUUCUUCAUCCGUUCACUGAGCUUCAGUGGCCUGUAAUUGGAAUAAAUAACAAUUCUUAGGAGAUAAGAAAGAGCUAGUUGUUUAAAGCUAAAUGGAAAAAAACAAACAAAAGAAAAAUGCAGAAAGUCUGAAGCACCCAAUACAGUAAUUAUUACGUUUCUGGUACUGAUCAAUGAUUCACUGAACCAUUCUGGAUGAAGGCCAUUUUGUGCUUUGUGGACAGGGACAUUUUUAUUAACAUUCCCUUUAAGGGUAACACGAGAUGUCCUUCUCUCUGUAGUCAGAUACACAGAUGUGUUGCUCAGAAAUAGAGUUCUCAAAAUGUACCUCAGAUCACUUGUUCAGAUAUAUGCUUGAUUUAGCCAUGCAUAAUAAUAAAUGAAAUUACACUAAGUAAUAUGUCCACAUAGCCAUUUGUUUACUUCUUCAUUACACGCCACUAGACAAAAAAAACACACUGAUGCCUGCUUGAAAGUAAAGCAUGAGAAGCUGUUGAAAGAUUACUAAUGUUGCAUCAGCUAAUUGUCCAGUUAUUAAAUAAUAAAAAGGAACAUCUGCCUUUUAAUGUUCACUUUCCAAAUUGAA
Molecule: messenger RNA, 3598 nt
Organism: Sebastes umbrosus (honeycomb rockfish)
Lineage: Eukaryota; Metazoa; Chordata; Actinopteri; Perciformes; Sebastidae
Gene: garem2
Product: GRB2 associated, regulator of MAPK1-like
Exons: 8
Coding region: 216-2435 (739 amino acids)
Source: RefSeq, a predicted model, not a curated record